AUGGACGCCUUCUCCGGGUACAACCAGAUCAGGAUGGCACCCGAAGAUCAAAAACAUACAGCCUUCCUCACCGAGCAAGGGAUAUACUUUUACAGAGUUAUGCCGUUCGGGUUAAAAAACGCCGGGGCAACCUACCAGAGGACGGUGAACAAGAUGUUCGCCCACCAGAUCGGACGAAACAUGGAGGUAUAUGUCGACGACAUGAUCGUAAAGAGCCGAACGGCGGAGGCUCAUCCCUCCGACCUGGCGGAGACAUUCGACACUCUGCGGAGGUUCGGCCUGCGCCUCAACCCCACCAAGUGCGCCUUCGGUGUGACCUCGGGAAAAUUCCUCGGAUUCAUCGUACACGAAAGAGGGAUUGACGCCAACCCGGAAAAGAUACAGGCCCUCAUCGACAUGCGGCCUCCACGGACGAUCAGAGACCUGCAGCGCCUCAACGGGAGGCUAGUCGCUUUAUCGCGCUUCCUCUCCCGAUCGGGAGAUCGCUGCCACUCUUUUUUCCGGGCCCUGAAGGAUCCGAAGAACUUCCAAUGGACGGCGGAAUGCGAGACGGCCUUCGAGCAGAUGAAGCUACACCUGGCCGGCCUCCCUCGACUCGCUUCGGUCUCCCCAGGGGAGAAGCUGAGUCUCUACCUUGCCGUCUCUCGGCACUCGGUCAGCUCGGUUCUAGUCAAAGAAAUUUCCGGCGACCAACUACCGGUCUACUACGUCAGCCACAUACUGAGCGGGCCAGAAGAACGCUACCCGCCAAUCGAAAAGUUGGCGCUGGCGCUCGUCCUGUCGGCGCGGAAACUCCGCCCCUACUUCCAGGCCCACCCGAUAGAGGUAAUAACCGAUCAGCCGCUUCGGCUUAUCCUGUCCAAAUUCGAUGUUGCAGGGCGUCUCCUCAAAUGGGCAGUGGAGCUCGGCGAGCACGACAUACAAUACAUACCUCGGACCGCCAUCAAAGCCCAAGCCGUGGCAGACUUCAUUGCGGAGCUGACGCCGAAUACCGGCGAAGAACUCGAGCCACUGCGCGAUACCUGGACCCUCCACGUAGAUGGCUCGGCCAACGCGAAGGGCGCCGGCGCGGGUCUGGUUCUGACAACACCUGACGGCCGCUCGAUCGAGCGCUCCUUCCGCUUCGGGUUCAGAGCCACCAACAACGAGGCAGAAUACGAGGCUCUCCUGGCGGGGCUCCAGUUGGCACGGGAAAUGCAGGUGACCGACAUACGCGUCAUCACCGACUCGCAGCUGGUGGCUAGGCAGCUCGAUGGCGAAUACGAGGCCCGGGACCCGACUAUGGCAAAAUACCUAGCGCAGGUAAGAAGCCUGGCCGCCAAGUUUGCCCAUUUUGAACUGUCGAAUGUUCCCAGGAGCGAGAACCAGCGAGCCGACACCCUGGCUAAACUGGCGUCCGGCCCGUCCCCCUGGGCUCAACCCGAGACCGAAGAACUCCCCCGCCGAGCCAUAGAGGUCGUCGCCACCGUCGCUCACGGCGCGCCGGCCACUUGGGUACAGGAGAUGUUACGCUUCAAGCAGGACGGGACCCUGCCCGACGAUACGACUACAGCUCGGCGCUUGCGUCGAACGCAGGCGUGGUACACCGAGGAAGGAGGACGGCUGUACAAACGGUCUUUCUCGCGCCCCCUGUUGCGCUGCCUAGAGCCGAGCGAAGCCAGGACGGUUCUGUCCGACAUGCACGAAGGGGCUUGCGGGGAACACAUAGGCGAGCGAGCCCUGGCGCACAAGGUACUCCGACAGGGGUACUACUGGCCGACCAUGCGCCAGGACGCAAAAGCUCUCGUGCGGCGAUGCAGCUCAUGCCAGGAGCACGCCCGUACCACCCGACGACCGGCGGUCCUAUGGGUCGAAGCCGAGCCCCUAGCGACCAUCACGGAGUCGCAAGUGAAAAGGUUCGUAUGGAGAAACCUCAUAACCCGUUUCGGCCUGCCCCAGUCCAUCGUCGCCGACAAUGGACCGCAGUUCGCCGGCAGGAAAUUCCAAGAGUUUUGCGCCAAGCACAAAAUUCAACUGAGGUUCAGCUCGGUGGCUUACCCCCAGGCGAAUGGGCUAGCUGAAGUUACCAACCGGGCCAUCGUCGACGGACUCAAGAGAAGGGUAUCCGCUACCCGAUCGGCUUGGAUCGACGAGCUCCCGAGCGUCCUGUGGGCGCUUCGCACUACCCCCAAGACCCCGACUGGGGAGUCUCCCUAUAGCCUCACGUUCGGGACCGAGGCCGUGUUACCACCCGAGGUAGCCGUCCCGACUCCGCGGACGGCAGACUACAGCGAAGAAGCCUCGGGCGAAGGGCUCCGAUCAAACCUGGACCUGCUCGAGGAAAGACGGGCCGACGCACACCAAAAAGCCCUUUCUUACAAAAGAGCCGUAGCGAGGGUCUACAACCGGAACGUGCGACCCCGGUCGAUAAAAUUAGAGGACUUGGUCCUGCGCAAAAUCGAGGUCAGCCACCCCACCCAAGUAAGGGGGAAACUGGCCCCAAAGUGGGAGGGACCCUAUCGGGUCAUCGGAGUAUCCCGACCGGGGACAUUCAGGCUCGCCACAAUGGAUGGCGACCCCGUGCCCCGGACUUGGAACAUACAGAACCUUAGGAAAUAUUUCGUCUGA
Musa acuminata AAA Group (dessert banana) is the source of this 2607-nucleotide messenger RNA. RefSeq lists its product as uncharacterized. Bases 1 to 2607 code for a protein of 868 amino acids. The transcript is spliced from 2 exons. The record is from RefSeq and is a predicted model, not a curated record. Lineage: Eukaryota; Viridiplantae; Streptophyta; Magnoliopsida; Zingiberales; Musaceae. Gene Ontology annotation, biological process: DNA integration. Gene Ontology annotation, molecular function: nucleic acid binding; RNA-DNA hybrid ribonuclease activity.